Messenger RNA from Macrosteles quadrilineatus (aster leafhopper), 2698 nucleotides. It is a transcript of the gene Srp54, whose product is annotated as probable splicing factor, arginine/serine-rich 7. Bases 49 to 1737 code for a protein of 562 amino acids. Gene Ontology annotation, molecular function: RNA binding. Gene Ontology annotation, cellular component: nucleoplasm. The record is from RefSeq and is a predicted model, not a curated record. Lineage: Eukaryota; Metazoa; Arthropoda; Insecta; Hemiptera; Cicadellidae. The transcript has a single exon.
UUUUAUAGUAAGUCAUUAGUUUUAAGUAGGUUACUAAACUAACCAAUCAUGACUGCACAAAAUCAAUCAGAUACAGCGCCGGCAAAUAGCGGCACAAAGGUUGUGCAAAUCACAAAUAUUGCACCUCAAGCAACUAAAGAUCAGAUGCAAACAUUAUUUGGGUUUCUUGGGAAGAUUGAAGAUAUUAGAUUAUAUCCCACCAUAAGAGAUGUGUCAGUCCCAGUUCAAUCAAGAAUUUGUUAUGUUAAGUUUUUUGAUCCUAAUUGUGUUGGUGUUGCCCAACACAUGACCAACACAGUCUUCAUUGACAGAGCUCUGAUAGUUACUCCUUACUCUGCAGGGGAGAUCCCAGAUGAAUAUAGAGCCCUUGAUAUUGCUGCUCAAACCAAUAUUAUUCCUGGGCUCUAUGCGGCUGACCCCAAACUUCCCCCUCAUGUUACAAAUCAGAUUGAAGGUAUGCCUCCAAAUCAGGUGAUAACAACUCAUGAUCCCCUUUUAGCUUCUAAUGGUUUGCCCCCUUAUCCUCCACUCCCAGUUACAUAUGAUGCUCGUAGGAUAGAAGAAAUACGAAGAACACUUUUGGUGAUAAACAUUGAUAACUCUAUUUCAGCGCAGCAGCUGAUCGAUUUUUUUAGCACUGCUGGGGAUGUUAAAUAUGUGCGCUUCUGUACCAGGGACAAUGACAGUAACCGGUAUGCUCUGCUUGAAUUCUCUGAACAAAGCAGCAUAAUUCCUGGCUUGAAAAUGAAUGGAACUGAACUGGCUGGAAAAAUGAUACAAGUAUACCAUGCAACUCAAGCAAUUGCAAAACCAAUGGCCAAAAGCAAUGAAGCAGCUCAAAGAGAAAUUGAAGAGGCUAUGACAAGGGUAAAGGAAGCUCAAAGUUUGAUAUCAGCUGCAAUUGAUCCUGUUAUUGGAAUCCUUUCCAAGGACAAGAAGCGUAGUCGAAGUGGAUCCAAGACUAGAAGAUCACGAUCAAGAUCCCGAGGAAGACGCCAUCGCCGAUCUCGAUCACGAUCCCGCCAUCGGUCUAGACAUCACCGAAGAUCAAGAUCAAAAUCUAGAAGAUCAAGGUCAAGAUCUAAAAUCUCUCGUUCAAGAAGGUCUCGAUCACGAGACAAAAAGCGCAGGUCAAGAGAUCGGAAGAGGAGUCGCUCUAGAUCUCGCUCCAAAAGUAAGCGCUCAAAGAGAUCCAGGUCUAGAAGGAGAUCUAGGUCCAAAUCAAAGUCAAGAUCGCGAAAGGACAGAUCCAAGUCUCCCAGAAAAUCCAAAGACAAGGAUAAGAAAAAAGAUAAAGAAAGGAAGAGUGAAGAUAAGACAAACCUAGAUAAGAUUAGUGAACGUUCUUCUAAAGCCAGUAUAAAAUCAGAACCUAAAGAUUCUGAUAGUGACAAACUUGAUUCUGACUCCAAAAAAGCUAAAUCCGUUUCAAGAACUCCUGACAAGAAAAUUGGUAGGUCAAGAUCUCGUUCUCGAGGAGAUAGUGGUAGUCCAAGGCGAAGGAGCACAAGCUUAUCCCCUGGCCGUAGACGUAUUAGUCGUUCCCCAUCAAGAUCUCCCAUACGGCACAAGUCUAGAUCACCAAGAAAACUGAGUAGAUCCCCAGUUAGAAAACGUAGGAGUCAUUCUUCUGGGCGCAAAGGAAGCCGUUCUCCAGGAAGUCGCUCCGUAAGCCGUUAUCGUAGCCGUUCUGGAUCUCCACCUCCUCGUCGUCAUAGUCGCUCUGGUUCCCCUUGAAAAUUGGUGUAGGCCUAUAAGUCUAUUGUAGAAAGGUUUAAACAGUUUUGCUAUGACUAGGUAGGCCUAAUAUGAUCUAGGCUACACAUAACAAAGUUUAAAAGUAAUUUUCCAAUUAUGUUUUUAACGUAAAAUUGAGCCUGAUCCCCUUGAUUAAACUUAGUUCAAACUUGCUUUGCUUAGCUCCAUUUAUUAAACUUAACUUAAUGUUUUGGUUUUAUAUUUUUUUAUUUAUUGAUAGCCUUUUGAUAAAAGUAACUUUGACGAUUUAGUAGCACUGACUAUUUUCACUGUUCAAUUCCAGAGAUAGGUAUUAUGAACGACAUCAAUAUCAGUUACUUGGAGGCUAUAUUAUAUUAUGAUUUGUCUCUAAAGUUACUGUUAGCAAACAUUUGAAGCUGUGGCACUCAUUUCAAUUCUUAGGCUAUAAGUUAUGUUCAAAUACCGGUACUGUACUGGUACGGUACCAUGGUUCUUAACUUUUGAGUUAAGGUAAUAAAUUUUGAGUAUAGGCCUUACUCUAUUGUAAUGUCAGAUUAAUUAUGCUUUUGUAUACAGAGUGGCCCAUUUUUUGAAAAAUUAUUUGCCUUAGCCUAUUUAUUUUUUUAUGAUCAAUGUUAUAAAAAGUGUAAAAUUACUGUGUUUAUUAUUCAUGUGUACCGUAGGUUAAGUACUCUUGGUUCAAUAAAUCAUACUUAAUAAUUCCGAGACAAGAUUUAGAUAGGGUUUUUUGAUUUUGUAAAUUUUGUUUUCAAACUAAAUUUGAGACCAUUACAUAUCUCUUUCCAAAGCCUGUUGUUAUGACCACAAAAGCAACUAUCAGCUAAAUGUGCAAAAAGAUUGAUUUGAUUAAUUAAAGCAGAGUUGUUUCCAUAUUUGAUUAUGUACCUAAUAGUAAGAGAAUUUUCAUUUGUGUAAUGUUAAAAAAAAUCUUAUUUUAAAUAAAAACUUUAAACAUUGA